AUGUAUGAAGAAUCAAUAAAAAGCAGGGCAGCUUCCUCAUAUAAAUUUGGGACAAUUAUUUGUAAACGCAGUGAUUUGUAUAAAAGACUAGAAGUAGACAGGGCCAGCCACUAUAAAACUGCUUUAUUCGAAACUCUUUUGAGGCUAGGAAAUAGUGAUUUUAAAACAAAAGCUUCUAAAGAAUAUCUUAUUAUAAAUUGCAUUGUGCUUUUCAUCAGAAAAAUUCAACUUUUAUCGAUUAUUCUUUUAACCUUUGAAAAUUCCAAAAAUAUUACUUUAGAAUCUUUUUUAAAUUGGUUAUUGAAAUUAACAAGAUUUGAUAUUCUUUGUGGUGAAUUUAAUCUCCAGUUUAUAUUUUUAUUCAUUUUGAUAUCAACUCUUUGGGGAUUUUUUAUUAGCUUUUGUUUAAUUUAUUUCCAAAUAUAUUAUAAAAGAAAUGCUAUUUCAAUACCACUUGUUCUAGUAGCUAAGAUCUUAUGAUGAACAUACGAAAAUAUUUUAUUUGUGCCUUAUUUAUACAGUGUUGGGGUAUAUUCUAAAUAUACUUUUUUCGAUAAUUCUACUGAAAUAACAGAAUAUGAUAAUAAAAAUUUAUCUGACUAUAAUACAUAUUGAGCAAUACCCUUAAUUUUAGGAUUUCCUAUUAUAGUGAUAGCUAUAUUUUUCAGAACUAUUUAUAAUUGCAAGCCAUAUUACACAAAAAAAUUUAAAAGAAAUAGGAUGUACUCACUUAUUACUUUGAAAGAUUUCUUUUUUCAAAUAAUCCUAGUUUUUUUAUCGUUUUACAGUUCAGAUUUAUUUUUUAAUAUCUUUUGUGCUAUAUUCUCUAUUUAUAUGGCUUUUCAGUAUUUUUUGUACUUGCCAUUUGUAGCAGUAUUUGAUAACUUGUUUGAGGCAAACACUUGAAUACUUAUGUUGUUUGGAGUAAUCUCUCAUCAGCUUUCUGUUCGUACUAAUGCUAAAUCUGUACGCGCAUUAAUCAUUUUUUUUAUCUAUCCAUGCUCUUGAAUCAUUAUGGAUUAUUUUAUGAAUAGGAAUUUUGAUUGCGCAUUCAAUACAAAAAAUCAAAAUCCUUAUUGCAUUGGAAAGAAAUAAAAUGGUGACGUUGACGGAAAUCGGUCUCCGAGACGCACCUCGUAUGGAGCUGGUAGGACCAUUUCUGAUGAAGUUGAGACACAGAGCCUUGCUCCCUGUCCAGGUAGGCCUACAGAGGUGGGGAAGCUAUGCCGAAAAGGGAGUUUUAUUUCUCCCCUGAAGGUUUUUCCUGUCCCUGCCAGAUGGGCUAGACAGAUUUUUACCUACCACAUGGUCUCCCCACAUCGAGACCAUCGGGGCACUCUCCAGGAAGUGGUUAUGUCCAGAGGAGCUGAUCCUCUGGACAGGUGGUUCAGACCAGAAAUCAAGAUGGCGACGGCCUGGGAGUAUGGUCGCAUCAGAAACCUGACCUGAAAUAACCUUUCGAGCUGAGGUGUGGUGGUUCGCUGGUUCGCCCACGUAUGGCCAGACAAGUUAAUCUUAAUCUUAUUGCAUUGAGUUUAAAAUUAGGCAGCUUUUGCUUAAAACUAAAUCUAAGAACUUGCACAAUAAUUUACGAUCUCAGAUAAAAGCCAUUUUUACAGAGGCAACAAAAGAAUUUUUAUCAUUUAAGCUACUUUUUGUAUGGGAAAGUUUAUUUUAUUUGCGAUAUGAAAAGGAUAAAUCGUUAGCUCUAUUGAAACUUUCAAAAAUCAAUUUUUCAUCUCAAAACAUUUCAAGAUUUUGGAAGCAAGAUAAUAAAGGGAAAAAAAAAUUCUUUAGCUAUCCUGACAUAGAAGCAGAAUUUUUAUAUUACUAUUAUUAUAAAAAGCUUAUAAAUGAAGAAUCCGAAAAAAAUUUAAUGCUGAUAAGGUACAUAAGAGACAUUAACCAGCUGAAUACAAAAGAUUUAGAAGUUGCAUGUGAUCUUUGAGAGUUAUAUACAAAACUAUCAAAUAUAUCUGAACAUUCCCCAAGGAUUAUUAGUAAAUUUUGUUCAAUACUUGCAAAUUCCAAAAAAAAAUAUGAAAAAAAAGCUGAAAAAAUGAUGAAAAGGCAUCAUUUAGAUCCAUUGGUCCUUGAAAUUUAUGGAUCAUACAAAGAAGAUUUAUUAGGCGAUAUUGAAGGGAAAACGCUCCUCGAUAAUAGCAAAAAUCUAAAGGGGACACAAAUUUUAGGAAUUGAUAAAAGCUCAGGUGCAAAGUUUCAAGGUAUGGCCAUUAUGGUGGUAAGUGGCAUGCCUAAUACGAUAGGAGAUAUUUUAUAUUUAAACGAAGAAAUUCAAAAAUUGCUUGUAAUUGAUAAUGUUGACGAUUAUCUUGGGACAAGCUUCACACAAUUUAUUCCGCCUCCUUUUGAUGUAAUACAUAACGAUAUUUUAAGGAGAGGAUUAAUUUUUAGUGAUAGGAAAGAAGUAUUUCGUCCUAAACUCUUUUUGAUCACUACAAAAAGGUAUUGUGUAGAAGUAACAAUGCAUUUCCGUGUAUCUUUUUUCAAACAAACUCCUUAUUUUAUCGCAGAUUUCAACGAAAAAGAUUAUAAUAGCAAUAUAAUUCUAUAUUCUUCAGAAGAGGAAAUAUACGCUACUUCAAAGAAUAUCCAUCAGAUAAUUGGCAGCAGGCAAGGCUCUAUAUUUGAAGUUCUUAAUAAUAUUUCAUAUUAUUUCGAAAAGUAUGAGCUUGGGACGAUCUUUGAGUAUCACGAAGAUUUCACCAUUUCAAUGCAAAGGGCUAAACUUCAAAUUGAUGAUUCAACGCUAGAGGUUUUGUAUAUUAUGAACGAUGAUUUUUUUGCUCAAAUUAAAAAUCUCGGAAAAGAAUCUGCAAUUGAAAGCGAUGAAUGAGACUAUAAAUCUAACUAUAAUAGCCAUACCACAAUACUCCAAACUAAAUCCAAUGCAAAACUUGAACCAGCAAUUUCGCACUCUUAUUUUACAACUAUGCAUUCAGGGAUAGAAAACAAUAAAAACGCAAAAAACGCAGAAAACACCAAAAUGAUCAAAAACAUCGAAAGCAAUAGUGAAAAAGUAAUGAAAUUUUGUAACUCUAUGAACAUGAAAGUCAGAUUUUCUGUAAUAUGCCUGCUUGGAAUUAUUAUUGCAACUUUACUUUUAGAAAAAUAUUUAAUUAAAGACCUAAAUUUAUCAAUUUUUAUUACUCGCUCAUUCUCCGUGAAACGACCAACAAAAAAUUUUGUUCACUCUAUUGUAAAAUUUAUGUUUUAAAAUAGGAGCUAUUUAAAAUUAACCAGAAUGAGCUGGAGAUUUCGUUAUAAUAAUCUCAGAUCAAAAUAUUUUUCCAUAAACAAUUUAAUUUUUGAUCACUCAUGCAGGGUAGGGGGGUUUUACCCAAAAAUAGAUUUUUCCAAUGGUCUUGCUAGCUUAUAGAGUGGGAGAUCUAGCAAUUUCGCGACAAUGAGAUUUUUAGGAUUAAGUAUUUUAUCAGACUCGAGAUCUCUUGAUUUAUUAAGUCAAGGCUAUAACUUAUCAUCCACCGAAACAGCUUAUAGGACCUCAUUACAGACAAAUCUGCUAAACUUAAAAAUUGUUUUGACUUCCACGAAUUCAAAUAUACUAAAUUAUAGUUACUUACUCCCCAUCCUUGAAUGAACGGCUCGACAUUGUUCGAUCAAGAAUAGGUUAAAAAACUUUUUUGGGGAAAAAAUUGUAAAUAAAAUAAAAUAUAUGGUUUUUUUUAUAUUUUUUAAAUGAGAGGAUUAAGAGUAUUUAAUAAUUAUUUUUACAGCAAGAAAUUGCAAAAAUAAUAAUUUUAAUAUUUUGAUUUUUUGGUUACCUUUAAACUGUAUUAAUUUUUAAUUUGUUCUUUAUUGAAUUAAAAAUUUAAAUGCUAAAGAAUCUCUAUUUUUUAGAUUAUUGAGUUUUUAAGCCCAGGCUGAUUACUAAAGCACUUUGGUUGAUUUUUUAGCUUUCUGUCAUCUCAAAAGCCUCUGGCCACAACUUCAUUAGAUCAUUUCCCAACAUUCGAUAACUAAUAUAUUUUAUAUAAAAAUUUGCAUGAUAUGAAAAUCGUUCGAUCAAGGGCGUUGAUUUCCCGAAUUUUGAAGAAUUUUUACAGUGAUUCGUUCGAUCAAGGAAGGGGUAGAGUUAACAAACUAUUUAGCGGAAAAUGAAAUAAUAGCAGUUGAAAAGCUGAGUAGUAAUUUAUAUCGCACCUAUAAAAUUAAUUUAUUUCAAGCUCUUCAGAAAAUUAUACAAGAAGGUUCAGCAAUUGUCAACACUAAAUUUUCGAAUUUUUCAGAUAUUCAGACAAACCUUUUUUAUAUUUAUUGAAAUUUUCCUGGAGAAACUUUUAGAUGUUUAAAUGCAAGCAUUUACUCGACUGCUAAAGAAAUGCAGGAAAAUACAUUAUCUGUAUUAGAGCUUUUAAAGUAUUUGAAGAUCCUUACUUUUAUCCCUACUUUGCUAAUAAUUGCUCUUUCAGUUAGAGAUAUAAUUAAUCUUGAAAAAUACAAUAAAAAGAAUUGGAACAGUCUUUCGUCACUAAAUAUUAAAAGAAAAGUAGUUCUAAAAGAGAAGCUUAUAGAUAGACUUUAUAACUUUCACAGCUUGAAAGUAGACGAAGUCCAGCUCAAACGCACGAAUAAAAAAAUUUAUUCAUUUAUUUGAAAGUCAUUUAUCUUUAAAAUCCUUUGUUUACUCCCCCCCCCCCCUCCGUGAGCGAACAAAACCAUUAGAAAAAUCGCCAUUUUUUGACCAAAAAACCCACCCCUCCGUGAGUGAACAAAAAUUUUUUUAAUAGAAAAAAUUUUAAUGGAAAAAAAUUUUGAUAUAUAAGUGAUAAUUAGUAUAAUGAAAUCUAGAGCUAAUUCUGUUUAAUUUUAAACAAAUUGCGUUUUAAAACAUAAAUUUUGCAAAUUAAAUUAAUAUUUGCUUCCCAAUUUUUGCAAAUUAGGAUUUUUUUAAAUUUCGAAAAAAAUAUUUUUUAUAAAAUUUAUAUAUAAAUUUUUUUUAAAAAAAAAAAUUAACCCCCCUCCGUGAGCGAACAAAAUUUUUUUGUUCGCUCACGGAGGGGGGGGGGGGAGUUAGAGCUUUUAAGUAUUUUCUAUUAUUUUAUUUCUAUUUAUGUGCUGCAAAAUCAAAUAAGUGAUGCUUUAAUUUCUCAAACUGAUUAUAGAUUUAGCUCUGGCUUAAGAAGAUCACUUACUGCAACUACUUAUUUUUGAGCUAGAGAACAAUUUUUAGAUAAGAGCAAUGCUUCAUUUAUUACUAACAUGUUACAUGACAGCAAUCCAUUUCCUUCAAUUCCACACAAACUGCAAUUUUUGAUUGACGAUUAUAAGCAUUGUCAAAAAUUCAUCAAUUAUGGGCCAUUAAAGAAGUAUUAUAAUGAUGAAAUGGUAAGCCUUAUGAUCGGAAAUCCUUGCACUCAAUUAAAUAAUACAAUAGCAAAAUGCCAAAGCAGCUAUAUAAGUAUGGGAAUAGUGCCUUCAGUAGAAGUUUAUAUUGAUGAGGUUAGAAGAGUAACAAAUUAUAAGAAAACUGAUUGAAAAGAUAUCAUUAAGCUGGAGCAAUAUUCUAAAUUGAUAUCAAGUUCAGUAAGUUCGAUGGUAAAUAUCUUUAUGAAUACUACUAAUGCUCAGGUUGCUGAUACUUUAGACAAUUUAGUUAUCACAACCUUGUUAUAUUUCCUGCUGAUGAUAAUUAUUGCAAUGCUAAUUGUGUUCACAGCUGUAAAUAAAAUGAAAAGUGACUUGAUUGAUAAAAUUGAGGUUUUAAAAUACUUUGAAGGCUAG
Blepharisma stoltei is the source of this 5766-nucleotide messenger RNA. The record is from the annotation of a GenBank genome assembly. NCBI's taxonomy places the organism in Eukaryota, Ciliophora, Heterotrichea, Heterotrichida, Blepharismidae.